Messenger RNA from Mucor mucedo, 1493 nucleotides. RefSeq names its product fumarate hydratase. Gene Ontology annotation, cellular component: tricarboxylic acid cycle heteromeric enzyme complex; mitochondrion. Gene Ontology annotation, biological process: tricarboxylic acid cycle; malate metabolic process; fumarate metabolic process. The record is from RefSeq and is a predicted model, not a curated record. The transcript is spliced from 9 exons. Gene Ontology annotation, molecular function: fumarate hydratase activity. Bases 75 to 1472 code for a protein of 465 amino acids. NCBI's taxonomy places the organism in Eukaryota, Fungi, Mucoromycota, Mucoromycetes, Mucorales, Mucoraceae.
UUUCUUUUUACCCAGCGAUUCCCCUUUCUUUUCAAAUCAAACUUUUUUGUUAAAAAAAAAAGAAAAUAUUAAUUAUGGCCGAAGAAUAUCGUAUCGAAAGUGACACGUUUGGUGAUCUCAAGGUACCUGCUGGUGUGUAUUGGGGAGCACAGACACAAAGAUCCCUUGAGAACUUCAAGAUUGGUGGAACCAGUGAGCGUAUGCCUCCAGCUUUAAUCAAGGCUUUCGGUAUUCUCAAGAAAGCUGCUGCCAAGGUUAACUUGGAAUUCGGUUUAGACGCUAAAAUUUCGGAAGCCAUUCAACAAGCUGCCGAUGAGGUUGUGGCUGGAUUGCAUCACGAUCAAUUCCCUUUGGUUAUUUGGCAAACUGGUUCUGGAACUCAAACACAUAUGAAUGUCAAUGAGGUUCUUUCAAACAGAGCCAUUGAGCUUUUGGGCGGUAAGCUCGGUAGCAAAACGCCUGUUCAUCCCAAUGACCAUGUUAAUAUGAGCCAAUCUUCCAAUGAUACUUUCCCCACGGCCAUGCAUAUUGCUGCUGUGGUUGAAAUCAAUGAAGAUCUUAUUCCCGCAUUAACCGAGCUUCGAGAUGCUAUGCAAGCCAAAUCCACCGAAUUCGACGAUAUCAUCAAGAUUGGACGUACCCAUCUUCAAGAUGCUACUCCUUUGACUUUGGGUCAAGAGUUCUCUGGCUAUGUUCAACAAUUAACUUAUGCCAUUGAACGUAUCCAAACAACCUUGCCUCGCUUAUCCCGUUUAGCUCAAGGAGGUACCGCUGUAGGUACUGGAUUAAACACUCAAAAGGGCUUUGAUGUAAAGAUUGCCACAGCUGUAACAGAAUCCACUGGUUACACUUUUGAGACCGCACCUAAUAAGUUUGAAGCACUUGCAAGCAAUGAUGCUAUGGUCGAAUGUUCGGGUGCUCUUAACACAAUUGCCACUUCGUUAAUGAAGAUUGGUAAUGAUAUUCGUUACCUUGGAUCGGGUCCUCGUUGUGGACUCGGUGAACUUAGUUUACCUGAGAACGAACCCGGAUCCUCUAUUAUGCCUGGUAAAGUCAAUCCCACUCAAUGUGAGGCAUUGACCAUGGUAUGUGCCCAAGUUAUGGGUAAUCAUACUACCGUCACAAUCUCUGGCAGUUUUGGUCAAUUCGAGUUGAAUGUCUUUAAGCCAGUCAUUAUCAAGAAUGUGCUUCAAUCCAUCCAAUUAUUGAGUGAUGUAUGUCGAUCAUUCAAGGACAACUGUGUCGUUGGUAUUGUUGCUAACCGUGAGCAUAUCAAAAACAUCAUGAACAGAUCUCUCAUGUUGGUCACAUCUUUGAACCCUGUUAUUGGCUACGAUAAGGCAGCCAAGUGUGCUAAAAAAGCUCACAAGGAAGGUACCACAUUGAAGGAAGCUGUUCUGUCCUUAGAAUAUUUGUCCUCUGAGGAUUAUGAUCAUUGGGUCAAGCCUGAGCUCAUGAUUAACCCUCAAUAAAAUCUUUAUUAUAUAUGUUUA